GCACAACUACCGCGUCUACUCAUUUCAAACGGCUAAAGAAUUCUGAACAAAUCGAAACUCUAACCGCAUUAUUCAGAGACUUUGGCGGCCCGCGUGCUACUGUUGCUUUCUUAUUAUUUGUUUUGGCUAACUGUAAGUAGAUUUGUAAGUGUAGCGGUGGACUCUGACACGCUGCCUACACCUUCUUCCACAGUGUGACCUGUGAAGCGGUUAGCUUGAGGCUAACACGGUCAGAGGAGAAGACGUGAGCAGCUCGACCUGGGGUCCUGCUCAGAAGAUGGACAGUGAAAUCCAAAGAGAUGGGAGAGUCCUUGACCUCACUGAUGAUGCCUGGAGGGAAGAUAAGCUGCCAUAUGAAGAUGUCACCAUCCCACUGAGUGAACUGCCUGAGGCUGAGCAGGACAAUGGUGGAUCCACAGAGUCUGUAAAAGAACAAGAGAUGAAGUGGACAGACCUCGCCCUGCAGAGCCUUCAUGAAAACACACCGAGCACUGGAAGCUGAAAGACUUAUAACGCAAGUUGCAGCCACUUCCAAACAACUCUAUACUUCAUCUCACAACUACUAAGACUGUAUUACAACAGGACAAACAGGCCUACAAAAUCAAUUGCUAUUCACCUAUACUAUACCUAAAUGUGGAUUAUUUUGACCUCGUUCCCUGCCUUCUUAUCUUGAGGCAGUGCAUCUAACCAUAUUAUUCUGAACACUCGAAGGAAAAUGUCAUGACAUGCAUAACUCUGCUUUGAAAAUUACAUAUUAUCUCUUCCUGUGGCUGUCAGAUCUAUGCUUAGAUGGCUGUUGGUGUAACUGAAGCAACAGUCUCUUGGCUCCAGGCCUCUCUGGAAACCUCCCUGAGAGGUUGCAAUGAGAAAAGAAUAUCCUGGCUGCAGCUCCCAUCAUCACUGUCUCUGCGGCCUAUGCCAUGAGCUUGCGGACAUGGUCAUGUGACCCCUUCCCCAGAAGAACUGAGGGGUGUCGGUAGGAGCCCCCCAGGCGAUCCCAGAGCGUGAAGUACUGUCCAUAGUUGUAGUUGAAGUAGAGGUGAUGGUCUACGUGGUGAGCAGCGCCGUUGAUCAGAUAUAUCAGAGGGCUGGGUAUGCGGUAGUCUCCAUCAUGUAUGGAAAUGGUCCAGAUGUUGACAAAGAUAAAGAGUGAGAGGUAGACCACCUGCAAUGUAAAUAUUCCAAAUGUCAUUUUAUAACACUUAACAGAUAAGUGACAGAGCUUAUACCUUGUUAAUGAUGUACUUUUUGACCUGUGUCAUCAAAAUGUGUCCACAUUUGUCCUCAUAUUUCAAUUAAAGUUUAAAUCAGUGCAGUGAGUGAAGAUUGUGCACUCAUAA
Messenger RNA from Seriola dumerili (greater amberjack), 1340 nucleotides. It is a transcript of the gene anapc13, whose product is annotated as anaphase promoting complex subunit 13. The transcript is spliced from 2 exons. Bases 278 to 502 code for a protein of 74 amino acids. The record is from RefSeq and is a predicted model, not a curated record. Gene Ontology annotation, cellular component: anaphase-promoting complex. NCBI's taxonomy places the organism in Eukaryota, Metazoa, Chordata, Actinopteri, Carangiformes, Carangidae. Gene Ontology annotation, biological process: protein K11-linked ubiquitination.